AUGAUCACUUCUCCUUUGCGCUUCUCCUCGCUCGUCCCGCGAUCAACCUCCUCCUUCUCGCGAACUUCCCYCCAGCUUCAACACCAACUAGCCGCCUCUCGAUUCCGACGAACGAUUCCGACCCACGCUCGACGAACAACGACGACAUCCACAACUCACGACGAGCUCUACUCCCCUCCGACCACCGGGAUACUCUCGGUUCUGCCCUCAUCGUGGGUUCCCUACGCCGAACUAGCCCGUCUAGACAAGCCCGCAGGAACGGCGUAUCUCUUUCUACCGUGCCUCUUCAGCACUCUCCUCGCCGCGCCGCUUAGCCACUCCUCGCCGGCAACCGUUUUUUCAACAACGGCCCUCUUCGCAACUGGUGCUCUCAUUAUGCGAGGUGCAGGAUGCACUGUUAACGAUCUUUGGGACCGGAAUCUCGAUCCACACGUCGCCCGAACCCGUCAUCGGCCUCUUGCCCGUCGUGCGGUGACUCCCUUUGCUGCUGUAUCCUUCCUCGGUGCACAGCUUUUUGCCGGACUGGGGCUGCUCCUUCAAUUCCCCAAUCAGUGCCUAUACUACGGCGUUCCUAGCUUGGUUUUUGUAGGACUUUAUCCGCUCGCGAAACGCGUAACGCAGUAUCCACAGGCUGUCCUUGGAUUGACCUUUUCCUGGGGUGCCUUCAUGGGGUUCCCAGCCCUUGGUAUGGAUCUCUUGACGGACAUGCAUGCUCUAGCAGCCGCUGCAUGUCUGUACGGAAGCUGUGUGGCGUGGACUAUCGUCUAUGACAUGAUCUAUGCCUUUCAGGAUAUCAAGGAUGAUGCAAAGGUGGGGAUCAAAAGCAUUGCACAGGCGCAAGCCAAGAGUCCAAAGGCCUUCCUUAGCACAGUGGCUGGGGUGCAGGUUGCAUUGCUAGCUGGAGCAGGUGUUGCAGUCGGUGCAGGGCCAGCCUACUUCAUAGGAACAUGUGGGGGUGCGGCGGCUUCGUUGGGAUACAUGAUAACCAAGGUGGACUUGGGAAGCGUCGAGGACUGUGCCGGGUGGUUCAAAAAGGGCGCAUGGUUUACGGGCGGAGCGAUUGCCGUUGGGAUGGGUGGGGAGUAUCUUGUGAGGAUGUAUAAUGAGGAAGAGAAGGCAGGAGAGGUAACCGCAUGA
Messenger RNA from Ramularia collo-cygni, 1137 nucleotides. RefSeq names its product related to para-hydroxybenzoate-polyprenyl transferase. The transcript has a single exon. Gene Ontology annotation, molecular function: 4-hydroxybenzoate polyprenyltransferase activity. Gene Ontology annotation, cellular component: mitochondrial inner membrane. NCBI's taxonomy places the organism in Eukaryota, Fungi, Ascomycota, Dothideomycetes, Mycosphaerellales, Mycosphaerellaceae. The record is from RefSeq and is a predicted model, not a curated record. Gene Ontology annotation, biological process: ubiquinone biosynthetic process. Bases 1 to 1137 code for a protein of 378 amino acids.